Episyrphus balteatus (marmalade hoverfly) is the source of this 1211-nucleotide messenger RNA. RefSeq names its product protein AAR2 homolog. NCBI's taxonomy places the organism in Eukaryota, Metazoa, Arthropoda, Insecta, Diptera, Syrphidae. The record is from RefSeq and is a predicted model, not a curated record. Gene Ontology annotation, biological process: spliceosomal tri-snRNP complex assembly. The transcript has a single exon. The coding region runs from base 99 to 1211 and encodes 370 amino acids.
CAUUUUAUCUGUCAUCUUCCUUAAAACUUGUAAACAAAAGACCAAAAAAGAUUUAUAUCCAAAAAUAUUCAAAAAUCUUCAACAAAAAUAAAUUAAUAAUGAACGUCGACAACUCCACCAUGGAACUAGAUCCCGAAGUAGCUAAACGACUCUUCGCCCAAGGUGCUGUCCUAAUUAUAGCCGGAGUUCCAAUCGGCACACAAUUCGGCAUUGAUUUAUGCAGCUACACAAUUGGUGAAAAAUUCCGUGGAAUUAAAAUGGUCCCACCCGGUCCACAUUAUGUCUACUGUGAGUCUCAAGGUCCAUAUGGUGACUCUGCACCAAGAGUUGGCUUUGUCCAUUACUUCCAUUGCAAUGAAAUUCUAGUCCGUGAAUGGGACAAUGAGAAUGAAGAACUUCGUGAACGGCAAAUUGCCGAUCCCGAAUUGGAGAAACGAAGAAUCCGAGAAAAUCUCUUGGAUUUGGAUGAGUUUCUUGCUCCAUAUGAUUAUCGCUAUGCUGGCGAUUGGAAGCAUUUAACUGACACAGUUUCCGAAGAAGCUGUCAAUCGUUGUCGCCCAGCUUUGGGGACAAUUCGAACAAAUGUUGAAUUGCAAUCUUGUCCAGAUUCGGAGAGACCUCGAGGGGUUCCUGGGGUUUCUCCGAAGAUUACCAAGAUCACAAGUGAAGAUGAACUUCUUCCAAACUUAAAACCAAUCGAAGGAACUGGUCCUCGAUUCACAGAACUCCCGGAGCGUGUUCCGAAAGACGCGACUCCCGAGGAGAUAACAAAACAUUAUAUGGAUUGUUCUCAGGCUGUCGAAGAGUUAAUGGAACUCUUUGACAAUCCUGAGAAACUAAUCGAAGAGGUUCAGCUGGCCUUUGUCAUGUUCCUCAUUGGUUACUCUAUAGAAUCCCUUGCUCAAUGGAGGAAGACUUUGAAUCUUUUGGCAAACAGCGAAGUUGCUGUUCAGAAAUUCAAGAUUUUCUUUAUGAAGUAUUGUGAGGUGCUGCAGCAUCAGCUGCCGCAUCUUCCGGAAGAGCUCAUGGAGCCAACUGAGCACAACACCGUUUACAAAGACGUUCGAAGUCUCCUAAUCAAUCUGACAGUUAGUGGAUUGAGUGUGAGUGCAGAGAGACUUAGAAAAAUGCUAGCUAAAAGAAUGAAAUGGGAAUUUGUUGGAUUAAUGGAUGAUGAUCCGGAGGAUUUGCCAGUUGUAGUUGAAACGUAA